This is a messenger RNA of Poecilia latipinna (sailfin molly), 2516 nucleotides long. It is a transcript of the gene qrfprb, whose product is annotated as pyroglutamylated RFamide peptide receptor b. The transcript is spliced from 6 exons. Gene Ontology annotation, biological process: G protein-coupled receptor signaling pathway. The record is from RefSeq and is a predicted model, not a curated record. Lineage: Eukaryota; Metazoa; Chordata; Actinopteri; Cyprinodontiformes; Poeciliidae. Gene Ontology annotation, molecular function: neuropeptide Y receptor activity. The coding region runs from base 160 to 1482 and encodes 440 amino acids. Gene Ontology annotation, cellular component: plasma membrane.
UAAAGAGUCAGCGCCACAUUCACACGCACCUGUAGGAUGAAGAUGCUGCCUGUGCUCUGAAGAGUUGGGAUUUAUUCUUUUUUUUUUUUCUUUUUUUUUUUUUCCCCUCCUCCACCACCAAGUUCGCGCCGGAGUUAUAGACACUUUUGCAAAGAGAAAAUGGCAGCAGCCUCGACAGAUUCGGGACAGGGUUCCUCCAAAAUCACCCCCGAAGUGCUGCAGGAGAUGCUCCAGUUCUACAACCUGAGCCGCCAGGAGUUCAUCAACACUUACAACAUCCAGCCGCUCGUCUACAUCCCCGAGCUGCCGUACAGCGCCAAGACCACCUUCGUCAUCAUGUACGUGGUGAUCUUCGUCCUGGCUCUGGCUGGAAACAGUCUGGUCAUCUACAUAGUUCUGAAGAAGCGGGCGAUCCAGACGGCCACGGACAUCUUCAUCUGCUCCCUGGCGGUCAGCGACCUCCUCAUCACUUUCUUCUGCAUACCUUUCACUUUGUUGCAGAACAUCUCGUCUGAAUGGUUUGGAGGGGUUCUCGUUUGCAAGACAGUUCCUUUUGUGCAGACCACAGCCAUAGUGACAGGCAUCCUGACGAUGACCUGCAUCGCCAUUGAGAGAUACCAGGGCAUCGUCUUCCCUCUGAAAAUGAGGCGGCAGUACUCGUCUAAACGAGCGUACAAGAUGCUUGGGCUUGUAUGGAUGGCUUCUGUAAUCGUGGGUUCACCGAUGCUAUUUGUGCAGCAGCUAGAGGUGAAGUAUGACUUCCUGUACGAUCACUACCACGUGUGCUGUCAGGAGAGCUGGAGCUCGCUGACCUACAGACAAGCGUACACCACCUUCAUCAUGGUGGCUCUGUUCCUGCUCCCUCUGGCAGCCAUGCUGUUCCUCUACACGCGCAUCGCUAUUGAGCUGUGGAUUCGCAAGAGGGUGGGCGACGCGUCGGUCCUGAAUACCAUGAACCACAGGGAGAUUGGCAAGAUCUGCAGGAAAAAGAAAAGAGCUGUGAAAAUGAUGGUCACAAUCGUCCUGCUAUUCACCAUUUGCUGGGCUCCUUUCCACACAGUCCACAUGCUGUUUGAGUACAAUGAUCUGGAAAAGAAGUACGACGGCGUCACCCUGAACAUGAUCAUCGCCAUUGUUCAGGCCAUUGGAUUCUUCAACAGCUUCAACAAUCCAAUCGUGUACGCCUUCAUGAAUGAGAACUUCAAGAAGAGCUGCGUUUCCACCCUCUCCCACUGUCUCCGUAAACCGAACCACCAGGGUGCCGCCACAGUCGCGCCGAGACUAAGCGUGCAGUUCAUCAAACCACAGAGCAGGGAAGCCUUCGUGAACGCAGAUGAAGACAACAGCUCAGAGCAGCGCUCGGCAGAGAGGGGAGCCUCAUGCUCGUCAUCGCACAGAGAGAGCUCCCUGGGAAUUAUUGGAGAGAAAAUUUCAACCAUCCAAACCGAGCUCCCUCCGAACAGCUCUUCUCAAGUCAAAUAAAACGUUCGGGCGCUUUCGAUUUGCAAAUCUGCCGUUUGCGAUCAUCAGCUGCCACGGAAUUGGAGUAGCUUUGAGAACGUGACAAAUAAAGACUCGGCGCUCCAAAGCCUUUCGGCAUCCUCUGCAGCGCCAGGAGCCGGAGAAUGAGGAUUUAAAGCAGUCGGAACGUAGAAUGAGUUUUAUUGUAAAUAGGUGCAGCAACGGAAUCCGUACUGAGACACUGAAACGACUGUUUGCCAUUGAAACUGAGACUUUAUUUGUGCUUAAGAUGGAAUCUGGAACAUCAUGUUCACUGAGCGUUUAAAAACGAUGUUUUAUCAUGAAUUUCUGUGGUUUUCUGCUGCAGCAGCAACUAUUUAGAAAUGUUAAUGAAGAACACACUGCAGUGUCAUGCUUGUGGCGUGGAACUGUGGGUGCUCUUCUGCUUCAGUCGUUAAUUUGCUUUCGUUGUGCAUAAGCUGAAGUCGCUUCACGCUAAUUGUGCACUUUAUUGCUAGCCUGAAAAAUAAAAUAAAAUAAAAACACAUUUGAAGAGAUUUAAUAAUAUUAUGACUGGAAUUUAUCACUGUUUAAAUUCUAACUGAAUGUAUUUUUUUAAAGUCAGAUGCACAUUUGCUACAGUACUGCAACUCAACUCGGUGACAAAAGACUUUUGUUGUUUUGUUUUUGUUUUUAACUGACACUUAUUGAGGAUUAUGGCUUACGGCUGAUGAAAAUCCAAAACUUAAGUCUCCCAGAAAUUUCAAAUAUUACACCAAUAAAAAAAAAUAAAAAAAAUAAAAAAAAGCAAACAUCUUAACACAAAAGUCGACCUACUAAAAAAGUAUGUCCUUGUACUGAACAGUUUAUGUAUACAUAAGUUUCCUUUUGUAUGGACCUGACGGUCCUUAAGGGUGCCAAGUCCUGCUGAAAAAUGAAAUAUGCAUCCAACAAAGUUCAUCAGAAGAGUGAAGCUUUUGACUUAACAUUUCCUGAUAAACAACUGUGCCGACUUUGGAUUUGAUCAAACAAAACUUUUUCUUUUUUUCCUUCCA